GUUGGUAAUAUCCUGAGUACACGGUAAAAAGUGUAGUCGAAUGGAACUCACUGUAUUUGUAUGUUUAUUUAUUUUCAAUACCUUAAAAAAAUAAUUUAUAUUGGUGUUUUGCAGUUUGUGUCUUGUGUGUAAAAUUUUGUGCUGGGGUUAUAUAUAGUGCGUGUUAAUUUAAGAUGGCCAUUGAAAUAGAAUCUGCAGAUGUGAUACGUUUGAUACAACAGUACUUGAAAGAGUCAAAUCUCAUGAAAACUCUGCAAACAUUGCAGGAAGAGACGGGUGUGUCGCUGAACACGGUGGACAGCGUAGAAGGGUUUGUAUCUGACAUCAACAAUGGACAUUGGGACACCGUCUUGAAGGCAAUCCAGUCUUUGAAACUCCCAGACAAGAAGCUCAUAGACUUGUACGAGCAGGUGGUGUUGGAGUUGAUCGAACUACGGGAGCUGGGAGCUGCCCGCUCGUUGCUGCGACAGACAGAUCCGAUGAUCAUGAUGAAGCAACAGGAGCCAGAGCGAUACAUACAUUUAGAAAACCUGCUGGCACGCUCGUACUUCGACCCCCGCGAGGCGUACCCGGACGGCAGCACCAAGGAGAAGCGGCGUGCAGCCAUCGCCCAAGCCCUGUCGGGAGAGGUGUCGGUGGUGCCGUCGUCCCGCCUGCUGGCCCUCCUGGGGCAGUCCCUGAAGUGGCAGCAGCACCAGGGACUACUGCCGCCAGGAACCACCAUUGACUUGUUCCGUGGUAAGGCAGCAAUCAGGGACCAGGAGGAGGAGAAGUACCCCACCCAGUUGUCGAAGCAGAUCAAGUUUGGCCAGAAGUCGCAUGUGGAGUGCGCUCGCUUCUCGCCCGACGGCCAGUAUCUGGUCACCGGAAGCGUGGAUGGCUUCAUUGAGGUGUGGAACUUCACCACUGGCAAAAUACGCAAAGAUCUGAAGUACCAAGCGCAGGACAACUUCAUGAUGAUGGAAGAGGCGGUGCUGUGCCUGGCAUUCAGCCGCGACUCGGAGAUGCUGGCGUCGGGCUCGCAGGACGGCAAGGUGAAGGUGUGGAAGCUGCAGGCGGGCCAGUGCCUGCGCAGGUUCGAGAAGGCACACGCCAAGGGGGUCACGUGCCUGCAGUUCUCCCGGGACAACAGCCAGGUGCUCAGUGCCUCCUUCGACACCACCAUCAGAAUACAUGGUUUGAAGUCUGGAAAGACGUUGAAGGAAUUCAGAGGCCACGGUUCAUUUGUGAACGAAGUGGUUUUCACUGCAGAUGGUCACAGUAUACUCAGCGCAUCAUCUGACGGGUCAGUGAAGGUGUGGAGCAUCAAGUCGACCGAGUGCACCAACACUUUCAAGUCUCUGGGUGCGGGAGACACUACCGUGAACAGCAUUCACUUGUUGCCCAAGAACCCAGAGCACUUCGUCGUCUGCAACAGGACCAACACUGUCGUCAUCAUGAACAUGCAAGGCCAGAUUGUGCGAUCAUUCUCGUCUGGUAAACGGGAGGGUGGUGACUUUGUGUGUGCUGUGCUGUCUCCCAGAGGGGAGUGGAUAUACUGCGUGGGAGAGGACCUUGUCUUGUACUGCUUCUCAACCUCCUCGGGAAAGCUGGAGCGGACGUUAAACGGUGCUCUGUUGCCAGAUAUACGCUACAGCGCACACAAAUUGUGGACACAACUCUAUAACAUAAUGUGCACGAGAAAGAUGUAAUUGGCGUAGCUCACCACCCUCACCAAAACUUGCUGUGCACGUACAGCGAAGAUGGGCUGCUUCGAUUGUGGAAGCCGUGAACAGUCCAUGUGUUCACUGUUCAGAUCAUUGUUUGUGAUACGGACCAAAAGAACACAGAACAAUGUGUGGUGUUCUGCAGUGUGUACUCAGUUAUGAAUGGUAACAACAUAGAUGAUAGGAACAUGAGGAGUACCAUAAAAUAAUCACAUUCACUGUGUGUCAGGUUUCUACUUGUCUUGUUGUUCAAAGCUCUGUAUAUACAUAAAAUAUAUUGAUGACUUUUUAAUAAA
Messenger RNA from Bacillus rossius redtenbacheri, 2002 nucleotides. It is a transcript of the gene Smu1, whose product is annotated as WD40 repeat-containing protein SMU1. The record is from RefSeq and is a predicted model, not a curated record. Gene Ontology annotation, cellular component: precatalytic spliceosome. Gene Ontology annotation, molecular function: protein binding. Gene Ontology annotation, biological process: mRNA splicing, via spliceosome. Bases 174 to 1691 code for a protein of 505 amino acids. The transcript has 12 exons. Lineage: Eukaryota; Metazoa; Arthropoda; Insecta; Phasmatodea; Bacillidae.